AUAUUCCUAAAAUGCAAUUGAGUAAACUUAAAAGUUAAAACUGUUCCACUAUUCUUCGUUCCUCAUUCUUCAAUUGUCACUUCUUCAUGCUUACAGUUUCUCUCAAAACUCUCGCUUUCCGGUUCCAUUGUUCUCUCUAUCUCUCACUUUCUCUCCCCUCUCUGUUCUGUGUUUCCCACCAUAACCAAUCAGGGAAUCAAUAAUCUGUAAGAGCAUAAGAAGUGCCUCUGUAAUGCUAAAAAGUUUUUCAGAUCCUCAUAGGAUGCUUGCCUUGGCUAAUCUUCCACUAUUUAUUGGAAAAACAUUUGUAGAGACUAAAAUACCAACAAGUACACGAAGCACUGUGGUAUGUGCUGCAAAAGGUCCAAGACCAAGAUAUCCUCGCGUUUGGAAGACCAAUAAAAGAAUUGGAACCAUUUCCAAGGCUGCUAAGCUUGUCCAGUCUAUUAAGGAACUUUCAAAUGUCAAAGAGGAAGUUUAUGGAGCUCUUGAUACCUAUGUCGCGUGGGAACUAGAAUUUCCUUUAAUUACAGUGAAAAAGGUUGUCAAAACUCUAGAGUACGAGAAAGAAUGGAAGCGGAUAAUACAGGUAACAAAAUGGAUGUUAAGCAAGGGUCAAGGAAAGACAAUGGGAAGUUAUUAUACAUUAAUUAAUGCUUUAGCAGAGGAUGACCGACUUGAUGAAGUGGAAGAGCUUUGGACGAAGCUAUUAAUGCAGUACAUGGAAAGCUUGCCUCGUAGAUUCUUUGAUAAAAUGAUAUCUAUCUACUGUAAAAAGCGCAUGCAUGACAAGAUGUUUGAGGUAUUUGCAGACAUGGAGGAGCUUAGUGUUCGACCUAGUAGUCCUGCUGUUUCAAUGGUUGGUGAUGUCUUCAAGGAGCUUGGUAUGAUGGAGAAAUACGAGAAGUUACAUAAAAAAUAUCCACCAGCUCAAUGGGAAUAUAGAUACAUCAAAGGAAAGCGCGUAAGAAUUAGGUUGCAAGGUCAAUCUAAUCAUGCUGACAAAUACAUAAGAAAACGCGACAAGGUUCAACCAAAUUCAGGCUCAAGAGAGGAUGAUAGUUCAGAAGAGACUUCAGAGUUAAUAGAUGAUGAACAAUUCGAACAGGACGUUGAUGUAAUAUUCAUGGAAACCAAACAAAUUUCAAAUGAGUCGUGUCAGAGUACGGAACCAAGUCUAGAUGUAUAACGAGAGAAAGAUGAUAUAUUAUGAUUAGCAAAUAAGUUUUUGUUGGUCAUUAAGCAGAAUCUCGGUGGUGAAGACAAUCUAGGAGAACAUGCUUUUAAAAUUUCAAAAAAUGUAAGCCUGAGAAUCGGGUAGUGGCCAUUUCUUUUAUGAGGGUAUCAGAUUAUUUACUGAGCAAGAAACGUAACUACGUCAGAUUCCUCCAAUGGCGAACUGUCGAAUUGAAAGUGGGUGCUUUAGCUUGAAAGUUUUCUCAAUGAAUAAUAACUAUACUGGAGAUUGAGGGCUCUGAUUAGCAAAUAGUUGUGCAGGUUUGUGUUAUUCUGUUGGUCAUAUAUUUGCAUUGUAUUCAAAUGCUUAAACCAUGAUAACUAAAUACUCCUAGAUACAACAAGCAAUUCUCCUUUUUGUAAUUUAUGAAUAUAGAUUUGUGCACCAUUAUAGGCA
Messenger RNA from Lathyrus oleraceus (garden pea), 1633 nucleotides. RefSeq names its product pentatricopeptide repeat-containing protein At4g21190. The transcript has 7 exons. The record is from RefSeq and is a predicted model, not a curated record. Bases 233 to 1189 code for a protein of 318 amino acids. NCBI's taxonomy places the organism in Eukaryota, Viridiplantae, Streptophyta, Magnoliopsida, Fabales, Fabaceae. Gene Ontology annotation, molecular function: protein binding.